Messenger RNA from Somion occarium, 1229 nucleotides. The record is from the annotation of a GenBank genome assembly. NCBI's taxonomy places the organism in Eukaryota, Fungi, Basidiomycota, Agaricomycetes, Polyporales, Cerrenaceae.
GUCUUGCCACGAAGAGCUCUUAUAACAUGCAUCAACUGGUGAACCGUGGCUCUGAAGAAUUACGAAGUGUAUCUCAAUAUGUUUCUCGCUAUUGCUUGAUGCAUCAAGUCGUGUUGCGUUGUCGGCUGACACUGCUUGAUUAAUGGCGUUUACGCGGCCCACUGAUGUGGACUUCGUUGGCAUUUCCAUGUCAUCUUGACAGAAUCUUCCAAAGCCCGGCUUAGCUACGGUGACUGUGCGUAUCAAUUUACACCUUGAUGGCUGGGAUUCGACAACCUGUUGCUUGAUUCGAUACGGUCAAUGUGGCUGAACCUUCGGACCUUCACAUAUCGUAUGACGCUCAGAAAUGUAUAAAGCCAACUCAGUUGCACGUUUUUAUCUACAGCGAUUUGCGACGUCUUCACACCUCGCAUCCAUAUUUUCUGCAGAUCAUUCACACUCAACAUGUCUUUUACUUACAACCGUAUCGACAAGGACAAAGCCAUGCUUCUGGUUGUUGACCACCAGGAGGGUCUAUUCCAACUUGCACGGGACCAGAACCCCACCGUGAUGAAACAGCAUAUCCUCGCUCACGCAGAGCUUGCUAAGGUCUUUGGUCUUCCUACAAUCUUGACCACAAGUGCUGAGACGGGACCCAAUGGCCCUCUUCCGGCGGAAGUCAUCGCUUUGCAUCCCGAAGCACCAUUCAUUAAGCGUAAUGGCGAAGUCAACGCCUGGGAUAAUCCAGACUUCAAAGCGGCUGUUGAAGCCAUCGCCCAGACGGGUCGCAACCAAGUAAUACUUGCUGGAAUUACCACUGACGUUUGCACUGCCUUCCUCGCGUUGUCCUUGCGGGAGGCUGGAUUCUCCGUGUUCGCCAAUAGCGACGCGUCCGGCACUUUCAAUGCCAAAACAGCUAGUGAGGCAAACGAUAGGAUGCGUGCUGCAGGGGUGCAAGUUCUCUCGUUGUUCGCGGUUGCCUGCGAACUUAUGAGGGACUGGAGGAACACGCCUGGAGCUACCCAGCUUCUUCCUUUCUUUGAUAAGUACCUACCGGAAUAUGGAUUCCUCGCCAGAGCCCAUGAUGCAGCGAUCCAGAAUGGCACCCAGUCUGGAUUGUAAUGGCUGUCCUGAAGAAUAGGAACAUUUCUUUGUUGCUCGGUUGAUCCGCCAAUCCUCUUGUCAACACCUCCCUUCGUCGCUCGUGGUGUAAUUCACGUGUACUCGCUGAAAAUCCAUUAGAUCUUCCU